AUGUCCAGAAAUCCCUUUGACGAUGAUUUCAACAGCAGUGGAAUUAACAAAACUAAUCAUGUGAAAAGCUAUACAAUGGCUCCAAAUUCCAUAGAAGACGAGGCUGAUUAUUAUGAAAAACAAAUUGAAAAGUACAUGCAAGAGUCUCUCGAUUCUACUGAACGCUCCAGACGUCAUCUGGAUAACUCGGAGAAGCUUGGAGUACAAACUGCUCAAGAUUUACUGGAACAAAGAGAAAAACUAGAAAGAACCGAAGCAAAUUUGCAAGAUAUUCGGCACACUACACAAAUUACACAAAGAAAUUUGAACAGUUUAAAGUCUUUCUUUGGGGGAUUCCUUAAAAACAAAUUCAGUCGUAAACCUCAAGAACAAGUACCAUCCGCGACAGUGCCUCCUUCUAAAUCUGCCUCCCAUCUCAAUGAUAAACUCACAGAACUCACACAGGGAGGUCCAAGCUCUGCUUCCUUCUCAGGUGGAUCGAGUUUGAGCGAUUCUUCGCGUGAUACACUGAAAGGCACACGCUGGGAAGAAAUGGACAAACAAAUUGAUUCGAACCUUGAUAGUAUGGCUGCCACUCUUCGCAACAUUCGAGGACUUGGUUUGGCCUUAGGCCAAGAAGUUCAGGACCAAAAUGAAAUGUUGGACCGAAUCCAUAACACUGCUCUUGGAAACGACGAGAUUAUUCGUUCUCAAGACAAACAGAUGAAAAAACUUUUGAACAAUGUGGACAGUAAGCAAGACGAUUCUUCAGCAGUCCCAAGCAUGGACACAUCGACCAAAAUGUCAUUGGCUAUGAAAGCUGGCUCUUUCCUCCGCUAA
Auanema sp. JU1783 is the source of this 819-nucleotide messenger RNA. The record is from the annotation of a GenBank genome assembly. Lineage: Eukaryota; Metazoa; Nematoda; Chromadorea; Rhabditida; Rhabditidae.